AAUCUUUAAAACCAUUGACCAUUCUUGUUUCUGUUGUUGACCAUGGAGUCCUCAACCAUUCUGCCAUUAUCCCACUUCUCCUUUCUCUCUCAAAAAACCCCAUGGAACAAGCAUUGGGAGUUUUCCUUUGAAUCAAUGGAACCCAACAUCUCAAAAGACUCGAUUAAAUUGUCAGAAGAUGUACGUUCCAGGAUUUGGAGAAGCAUCACCAGAAGCCAAAGCAGCAAAGAACCUCCACAAUCUUUUUACAUAUGUUGCCGUGAGGGUUGUCAAUGCACAGCUUGAGAGCUACAACACGGAGGCCCAUAAGGAGCUAACAGAAUUUAUGGAAAAACACUCUUUGAACGAUGGGGAUAAGUUCUGUGCGGCGUUGAUGCGUGAAUCAUCAAGACAUAAAACCCUAGCCAUGAGAAUAUUGGAGGUUCGAUCCGCAUACUGCAAGAAAGAUUUUGAGUGGGACAAUUUAGAACGAUUGGCUAAAAAGAUGGCAGAUGAAUCUAACACAAGACUUAUGAGGGAUUACGUGUUGGAAACAAGUCAUGUAGAAACUGAAAAAAUGAAGUCGCCCAAUUUUAUGGAUAAUAUCGUGUUGCAUAUGAUCAUGUUUAUUUAUAUAUAUAUUUCAUGUAAUGCAAACCAUUUCACACCUUAUUAA
Messenger RNA from Lactuca virosa, 655 nucleotides. Lineage: Eukaryota; Viridiplantae; Streptophyta; Magnoliopsida; Asterales; Asteraceae. The record is from the annotation of a GenBank genome assembly.